AUGGAUGUUGUCGGCAGUGAAAUUGGGCAGAAAAUGCGGUCUGCUAUAAAGGCCAAGCUUACAGAAUUGGGAUGUUAUGUUGAUGAUGAACUACCUGACUAUGUCAUGGUUAUGGUUGCUAACAAACGUACACGAGCACAAAUGGAUGAAGACUUGCAGCUGUUCCUCGGAGAUAAUACUGAUUUAUUUGUAAAUUGGCUACAUCAGGUGCUGAAAAAAUUACAGGAAGUAACUGUCACUGCCCCACUAAAAGUCAUAGAAGGUGGUAAAAUUAAAGAAAGGUCACAAUCUAAGGAGAGGAAAGUCAAAGAGAAAAAAGAAAAAAAGAAAAGUGAUAGUUCUAAGAAAUCAAAAAAGAAAGAAAAGGAAAAAUCACAUAAAAAGAAAGAAGAUAGAAAAGCUCACAAGAACAAAAAAAAGAGUAAGCAUCAUGGAAUGAUUCGCCCAAAUGUACCUCCCUUGCUCAUGAAUAUAGAAAAACAGUCUGAGCCAUCAAUAACAGACGUUUUUGCCGGCCAGAUUCUCAAAAACCAUGGUAUUACAUUGGAGGAUGAUAAUAUGUCUCACAAAACUUUGGACGAAAAGUCUUUAAUAAAGGAAAUCAAGCGGCCCAUUCUACCUAUAAUAGAUCCGGCAACAAUAUCGUCUCAGCCAGAAUCACUUGAAGAGCAAAUGAGUACAAGCAUCACAAGUGCAUCAUCAGCUGGAGGUCCAAGAGAUGAACAAAGUAAAGAAAUGAAUGACUCCGAAAUGAAGGUAUGUGGGCAAAAACAGAAAUCAUCUGAGCAAAUUGACUCAAUAUCUGAUGAUGAAGACUUCUUGAAUAUAAGAACUGAAGCUGAAGAACUUAUGAAUGAUUUUGCAGAAGAAUCAUUACCGGAAAUAUCACAUAGUGCUCCAGUAGCUACUCCACCACUUGCUUCGCCAAAUUCUCCACCAUCCCAAUCUUCCCAACAGUCACUAGUGAAAGAAAAAAAUAUCCCCGAAAAGCCCGAAGAAUCCCUACCCCAUAUUGAACUUAAUCUCCCAAAACGGCCCAUUAGAGAGAGACUUGGAGCUCGAGAGGUAUCCAAGGACGCGCAAGUAAUCAGAGAGAAAGAAAAGGUUACAGCAACAAAGCCCGCAGAGAGUCCCGAAAGGUUUACUCCGGAGAGACACCUGGACGUCCAAGUUGCAACUAAGUCGGCAAAAAGUCGCUUAGGCAGCUCUCCCGAGCUACCGACCCAAAGCUCGGGCUCAGAAGAAACCAAUGGAGAUAAAUAUGAUCAUGCAAAGAGCAAGAACUCAAAAGUUUCCGUGCUGGAAAGUAGACCGCAGCGAUCGAGCUGCGCGAGCGUUGUGCGCGUCCGUCCCCGGCCACGUGUCUCUGCGCCCGCCUCCAAUCUACUCCUGAAGGCUGUUGCGGAUGCCCAUAAGAGCCUGCUCAAUGCGCCGCCCAAAGUGGAGUUGGAGAAGCAGAAAGUGAAACGUGCGCUAGUGCUGCCGAUGCGUCGCUGCGUGGACGCGAAGAAUAUCGUCAUCCAAGUGCCGUCGGACGUACGAACCGGUGUCUCCGUCAAAGAAGAUGACAUGGCUACCAGCCAAACAAUUAGUGCACCAAUAAAUAAGGCCGAUUUGAAACAUAUGCAAAUAACGAAAGUCAUUAAAAAUACAGACUACCUACCAAGCAGGGCAGCAGUUAGAAAAGACGAUAAAAUGAUAAUUGAAACAAUUAACAUCCACAACCCAACAGUUGAUAAGGACAGGGACACACAAUUCAUCGUCACUAUGGAUGGCUACCUUCCAAAUGCGUUCCUAGCGAAGAAACUGAUGAUGGAAGGACUACUUGAUGAUGAGGACAUUGAUAAAAAUCAGCUCAUCAGGCCUCCCAAAAGUGUCCUAAGAGCAACUGACAAGAGAGAAAUAGAAAAAGCGAAAGUGGCUGAACAGCCUAAAGUCAAAGGAGAUCAACCAAGUACACAAAUCACACAUAAGGUCCAAGAUGAAGAAUCAGAAGAAAGUAGCGACACCCUAAAGAAAGAUUCAAGUGAUUUGAAGAAAUCAACAGAUACUUGCAAGACACAGAAGAGAAAACUAAGUGACUCUACUGAGAAGACAAACCCUGUCGUUACAUGUCCUAUUGAGAAGAAAAGAUUAAGUGACUCAAGUGAUAUUCAGAUGAAGAGACUUAGUGAUGCAAGUGAAGAGAGUGACACUCAAGUUAUAAUAAAGCAGGAGCCUCCUCUCUGUGGAGAGAAGAGAAAAGGUGCGGGUGCUGUCAGUGAGAGUGAGAAUUCUGAGAAGGCUUUGGAUGUUCCACCUGUGAAAAAGAGAAAAGCAUCCCCAAUCGUAUUUGAUGCUGAUAAAGUAGAAAAAGAAGCUGAUAGAUCGAGAGAGAGAACACAGAGUGCCAGUAGCGACAGUCAUGUUAUAGUCACCACAGCAACUAAUUCCCACAAAUAUGACACAUUGCCCCCAUUGAGCCAGGCGGAGAAGAGGCUGGUGUGGUGCCGCUCGUUCCCGCUGUGCCGCUACGGGGCGGCGUGCGCGUUCGCCCACCCGAGGUGCAAGUUCGCCGCCGCGUGCACGCGCCGCGGCUGCGUCUACGCGCACGACCCCCCCGCCGCCGGCGCGCCUCCCCCCGCCACGGGCCCCGCGCUCUCGUCCCACGUGGUGCCAGCUGCCAACUACAAAACUAUCUGCGCGGCAGGCGUGGCCAAUAUGUGCAAGUUCUACCCGAACUGCGUGAAUCCCGCCUGCCACUUUUACCACCCCAAGCCGUGCAGAUACGGCAAGGCGUGCGUCAACAAGCUCGAGUGCAACUUCUACCACAACGACGUGCCCUCGGGCAAGUGGAAGCAUCCCGUG
Iphiclides podalirius (scarce swallowtail) is the source of this 2847-nucleotide messenger RNA. The record is from the annotation of a GenBank genome assembly. Lineage: Eukaryota; Metazoa; Arthropoda; Insecta; Lepidoptera; Papilionidae.